Messenger RNA from Triplophysa dalaica, 2283 nucleotides. RefSeq names its product poly (ADP-ribose) polymerase 2 (gene parp2). Lineage: Eukaryota; Metazoa; Chordata; Actinopteri; Cypriniformes; Nemacheilidae. The transcript is spliced from 17 exons. Gene Ontology annotation, molecular function: zinc ion binding; NAD+ poly-ADP-ribosyltransferase activity. The record is from RefSeq and is a predicted model, not a curated record. The coding region runs from base 75 to 2012 and encodes 645 amino acids.
GUUCCGCGUUGUUGUAGUACUUUUGGCGCCAUUCCAAACAAAGCAGAAGGGGUUUCAUUACAGUGGUUUAAAGCAUGAGACGAACGAGAAGUUCCCGAAACAAAGCUGAGACGAAUACAGGCAGUGAAACUCAUGUUGAAAAGACAGUUUGGCAGUGGAAAGGAGACGAUGGCGAGUGGGAACCGUACGCUCCAGACAUCUGUGCCCAGCUGGAUACAGCAAAGCAGGCUGGUGAAAAGUCAGCGUCCCUGGCGCUCGGAUCUGGCUAUGAGGUGGAUCUUGUGAAAAUGGUUCAGAUCAACAGUGUCACUAAGUUUAAACGAAAAAUACGCCUUCAAAAAGUGAAGUCAGAGGAUCAGAAUGAAGAGAGUGCUUUGAAUGGGAAUAAUGCAGGUGCAGAUCAGAUUAAAGAAGAGAAAGAGGAGGAAGAAGAGGUGCCGGUUGCCAAGAAGAGAUGCAAUGAGGGGAGGAGUCAGAGGGCGAAGAAAGCCAAGCCCGUUGCCAAAGAGGAGAAUGAAGUGGUCGUGAAGACGUUGGUUAUGAAGGGAAAAGCUCCAGUUGACCCAGAAUGCAAAGCUAAAAUUGGGAAGGCCCACGUCUACAGUGAGGGAAAUGAUGUGUAUGACGUUAUGCUGAAUCAGACUAAUCUUCAGUUCAACAACAAUAAAUAUUACCUGAUCCAGCUCCUCCAGGAUGACAGCGCCAAGGUUUACAGUGUGUGGCUGAGGUGGGGGCGAGUUGGUAAAGUUGGACAGAACAGCUUGGUCAGCUGUGGAGGGAAUCUAGCUGAGGCCAAAGACACCUUCAAAAAAAAGUUCUUUGACAAGACCAAGAACGAAUGGGAACAUCGCGCACAUUUCGUGAAAGUUGCAGGAAAAUACGACAUGGUGUUUGUAGACUACAACGCUGAAGACAAAGAGGACAAGUUACCCCCUCCUCCUUCAGAUAAACCCUGUCAGUUAAACAGCAAGGUUCAGUCUCUCCUUGAGUUGAUAUGUGACCUGAAAGCUAUGGAAGAGUGUGUGCUGGAGAUGAAGUUUGACAUCAAAAAAGCACCGCUCGGGAAACUAACUUCAGAGCAAAUUCGAGCCGGUUACGCCUCUCUGAAGAAGAUCGAGGAGUGUUUAAAAAAGAAGGGCAGAAAUAAUCAACUAGUGGAGGCAUGCAAUGAGUUUUACACUCGUAUCCCACAUGACUUUGGGUUGCGUACACCGCCCAUCAUUGGUUCAGAAGAAGAGCUCAAAGAGAAGAUCGCUUUGCUGGAGGCUUUAAGUGACAUUCAGAUCGCUGUGAAAAUGGUUCAAUCGAGCAUUCAGAGUGACGAGCAUCCUUUAGACAGACAGUAUCAAUCUCUGAAGUGUCAACUGCAGCCGCUGGAUUCUGACAGCAAUGAGUAUAAGGUUAUCGAGAAGUAUCUGCAGUCCACUCAUGCACCUACACACAGUGACUACACAAUGACCAUCAUGGACGUCUUUGCCGUGGAGAGAGAGGGCGAGAAAGACGACUUCCAUUCUCAGCUAGACAACAGGAUGCUGUUGUGGCACGGCUCUCGUCUGUCUAACUGGGUGGGGAUUUUGAGUCAAGGGCUGCGAGUGGCACCACCGGAGGCUCCUAUAACUGGAUACAUGUUUGGUAAGGGGAUCUACUUUGCAGACAUGUCAUCAAAAAGUGCCAAUUACUGCUUUGCCAACCAGAAGAACAACCAGGGACUUCUGUUGCUGAGUGAGGUUGCUCUUGGGGACAUUAAUGAGCUUUUGGAUGCAAACUACAACGCUGACCAACUGCUUUCUGGGAAACACAGUACAAAAGGCCUGGGACAGACUGCACCCAACCCAAACAACCAUGUUACUCUGGAUGGUGCGACAGUACCCAUGGGGCCUAGUGGAAUGACCGGGGUGGGUCAGAAAGGAGGCUACUCGCUCAUGUAUAAUGAAUACAUCGUUUAUAACCCUGCUCAGACACGCAUGAAAUAUCUCCUCCGUGUUCAGUUUAAUUUCUCCUCAUUGUGGUGAGGCAGAAGGAGAUGUUUUACAUCGAGCAAACUGACUAUAAUGUGUAUAUUUAUAUCUGUAACUAAUCCAAUCUGAGGUUAAGGACCUAAACUACAGUUGUGUGUUGUGUGGCUCAUACGUUCAUGAAGGGGACUAGAAUCAGGAAAGUCAUGAGGACUUCUAUAUUGUUUUACUAAUGUUAGUUUGAGCACUAAAAUGUUGUUUCUGUUUACAGGAGGAGUUUUGGUAUUUGUAAUCAAAAUAAAAUGUAAUGUAAUAUUUUGUACUUGUA